This is a messenger RNA of Adineta ricciae, 945 nucleotides long. The record is from the annotation of a GenBank genome assembly. NCBI's taxonomy places the organism in Eukaryota, Metazoa, Rotifera, Eurotatoria, Adinetida, Adinetidae.
AUGGAGAAAAAAGAAGUCUCAAAAAUAACUAAAAAAGAACCAGUUCGUCAAGAACGAUGGUAUUUCGGUGGUUUAGCUGGUGUACUAGCUGCAUGUUGUACACAUCCACUUGAUACACUUAAAGUUCAACUACAAACUCAACAACGUGCUGACUAUGGACUCAUCUCUAUGGCAGUUAAAGUCAUACGUGAUGAUGGCUUCUUAGCACUUUAUAAUGGCUUGUCGGCAUCAUGCUUACGUCAAGCGACAUAUACUACGACACGUUUUGCAAUAUAUGGUGCUGUAAAAUCGAUGAGAACAGAUUCCAAUUUGAGUUUUGUAGAAAAAAUUAGUCUUGCUGCUGGUUCCGGUGCGGUUGGUGCAUUCGUUGGUGCACCGGCUGAUCUUGUCAAUGUUCGUAUGCAAAAUGACUGCAAAUUACCGAAAGAGAACCGUCGAAAUUACAAACACGCUAUCGAUGGUAUCGUUCGAAUCUGUCGCGAGGAAGGUCCUAAAGAACUGCUCAAUGGUAAACUAAUCUUCAAUAUUCUCCUAAGCUAUGUUCUUCUCGUCUAUUCAGGAGCAUCAAUGGCUGUUGUUCGUGGAGCUUUUGUCACUGUGGGUCAAAUUGCGUUCUACGAACAAGCCAAACAACUUCUAUUAGCUAGCGGUUAUUUCAAAGACGAUAUCGUAACUCAUUUUAGCUCAAGUUUUCUUGCCGGUGCCGGUGCCACGUUAUUGACAAUGCCAUUGGAUGUGAUGAAAACUCGUUUGAUGAAUGCCCCACCUGGAACUUAUAAUUCAGUUUUCGAUUGCUUAAAAGAUAUCAUGAAAGUUGGCCCUAGCGGACUAUUCAAAGGGUUCAUUCCAGCAUUUAUCCGUUUAGGUCCACACACAAUUUUAAUGUUUAUCUUCCUCGAGCAAUUGAAGAAAAACUUUGGUUAUAUCAAAAAAGAAAACCAAUGA